Messenger RNA from Belonocnema kinseyi, 3196 nucleotides. Its product is annotated as E3 ubiquitin-protein ligase RNF13-like. NCBI's taxonomy places the organism in Eukaryota, Metazoa, Arthropoda, Insecta, Hymenoptera, Cynipidae. Gene Ontology annotation, molecular function: zinc ion binding. Bases 736 to 2097 code for a protein of 453 amino acids. Gene Ontology annotation, cellular component: cytoplasm; nucleoplasm. The record is from RefSeq and is a predicted model, not a curated record. The transcript has 8 exons.
GUUUUAACUGACGACGUUCGUCUGCAUUUAAUAGUUUUCCGCGAGUGAAAAAUUGCAGGUGUUUUUAUUGAUAAACUUCAAAACUAGAUGAAAACAAUUUUGAAAUUAUUGAAAGUCAAUAAACCACCGAUGAUCACGCGUUCUGGAUCAACGCGAUAAGUUGAAACGUAAGAUGUCAAGUUUGUUUCGAAUCAAAAUGGAAGGUGACAGUUAAUUGCGUUUCAUCUGACAAGAGCAUACGAUCCUCGCGAAAAUGAUCAGUUUACUGUCUUGAUAUGUCUUUUCGCGAUAGUCUCAUUAUGCUCGUAAUCGCUCAAGUAAUGGAUUCGGUCGCCACUAUUCUCUCCAUGCGUCAUAACCUAGAGUCGAAGCCACUGUUACUCUUGUAACAAUACGACGUAGUCCGGUUGUGAUCAUUCCAUCAUUGUUACAAUCUUGCAAUCUAGUGGAGGAAAAGUGCUUGUGUACGUAGUUAUCAGUGUUACCCACACGCAUUUGGAGUGACUAAAUAUCUCAUAUUCUCAAGUACGCGGAUUAGAGAAAACGAGAUUUAAUCUAAACCCUAUGUGUCUUCUCAAGUGCUGAUAAGAUCUGUAUCAACGCAUCUUCCUUAAUGGGAGUAAAGACCUCGUCAGUUUAGUGAACCAUCCGGGGUUAGAGUAAUGAAACACAGGAGGGGGCUCCUAGUGAAGAAUUAAAACUGGGAGUUCAGAGGACAUCCUCAAUUGUUUAAAAAUGCCAAAGUGUUGUCUGAGUCACAGAACUCAAUUAUGGCUAAUACUUUUGACCAUUCUCUUCAGUUACGUUCGGGCCGAUAUUUUGGUAUUCUCGGCUACGGAUCGCCACCAAGUCGAAGAGGAGUUCAGAGACAUGCCAGCAAAAUUUGGUGCCCAGAUACCACCUGAAGGAAUUAAAGGCAUGGUUGUAUAUGCCGAUCCUCCAUAUGCAUGCCAAGAUGUGAAAGAACCGCCAAAUGUUACUGGAUACGAUGGAUACUGGAUACUUUUGGCAUCUCGCUACAAUUGUAGCUUCGAAAUCAAAGUUAGAAUGGCACAGAAAGCUGGAUAUGAUGCUGUGAUUAUACACAAUGUGAAUAGUGAUGAAUUAGAACCGAUGUCUGCCAAGGAUUCUAUAGGGAUCGAAAUACCGGCUGUGUUUGUUGGUGAAAUUACAGGAAUGCUUUUAAAAGGAAAUUAUCUCUACAAAAAUCUUUAUUUUGUGCUGAUAAAUGACGAUUUGCCUUUUAAUAUAAACACACAUUUAUUGCUGCCAUUCGCCAUCGUUGUGGGAUUAUGUUUCCUUAUCAUGGUGAUAUUUAUGAUCGUUAAGUGUAUAAAAGAUAGGCGAAGACAGCGAAGGCAUCGCCUGCCGAAUUCUAGUUUAAAGAAAAUUCCAACGCACAAAUAUACGAAGGGAGAUCCUUACGAAACUUGUGCUAUUUGUUUGGACGAUUAUGCAGAGGGAGAAAAAUUGCGAGUUUUGCCCUGCGCGCAUGCCUAUCAUUCAAAGUGUAUUGAUCCCUGGCUGACAAAAAAUAGACGUGUUUGUCCAGUUUGCAAACGAAAAGUUUUCGCAGCUGAUGAGCGAGUUGUGACUGAUAGCGAAAGCGAUUCGGACAUAGACGAUUCAACACCUUUAAUCAGAAAUGGUCAUCCAGGUACACAAGGAGGGACUUUCGCAGCUCAAAGAGAAAAUCCCUUUUCCAGAGCGAGAAGAUCGCAGGAAAGACAGGAUAGCUCUGAUUCUGAACAUUCCGCCCUGCUCAGUUCCGAAUCUGACGAUUACAGGAGCAUUCACAACGGAGAAUCAUCUGGUACAAUAUUUACUGUUUCCGACAGCCAUAGUAUCAAUGGAGAAAUUCCAGAUAUUGAACGUUCCGUCAGUAGUACGAGGCCACACACGGUGAACGUUUACACAGAAGUUGAGGAAGAGCCAGCUUUACCAAUUCAUACAGUAAGUCGGAAUUCUGCAGUUCCACAAACGCGUGGAAUUCUCAAUUCAUCAGCAACCGUAAGCGAAGAAUUACCUGUAGCUGUCAUAAGACCGACUCAAAAUGAACGACCGCUUCAAAAUGAAAAGAGCCACUACAUCCUGUAGUUGUCUCGAAAUGAAAUAUUUUAAAUUAGGCAAAAAAAUAAGGCUUCCUUCCAUGGAACAGGCUAGUUUCAUUGGUAGUUGCAAAAAUUCGAGAUCGUCGAUCCGUUGGUUUUAUCGAGCAAUAUUAUUUCUUGGAUUCAUUGCACUUUAUUGUAACGAUUGACCCAUAGGAGGAGCUAGACUUCUUUUUUACCUAGAUUAUAUUGUCGAUGAUACGAAAAUGGACGAUAUGACGGGAAUUUUUAGUUCGGGAAGUAUUGGAUGCUAAUUUGAUGUUAGAAUCCAGUUACACGAUUGUAUUGGAAGUCCAGCCUUUAUUUGAAAAUUAAAGCUAAUCAGUUGACUUGCUGGAAUCAGCCAAUUGUUUUACAGAAGUGCUAUUUUCGCUUUGUUGUGAAGAAUUACGUAAAAAGUAGAAUUAUAAUCAUUUCAGUAAAGGUUGCGUGAUAUUGAAAGUAGAAACGAGAACUGAGGAUUUGAAAGAACUCUCAUCGUUAAGAAGCCUGUGAUGUGCAGGAAUGUAAAUACUUUUUGUUGGUGCGAGGAGAGACAGACCAAAUGUUUUAUGCAGGAGAUUUUAGGUGUAGAUCUAUCGAGAAUAAACUAGAGGUAUAUGUACACUUUUUCUUUCUUUUUUUUUAAGUUUAUCUGAUCGAGUCUCUUUUCUAGAAAUAAGCUUUACUCGCGUAAGCCGCUGCUUAUUCGGUUUAUCAGUAAUUUUAUUCAAAAUGAAUAGAAAUCACAAUGGUGGAUUUUUCGGAAUUCUGGAAAAAUCAUUUCACAUUAAGAAACUAUGUUUGUUCCGAAUGAAAUGUUAAGUUUUGAAAUAACAGGUCGCACCUUUUUACUUCUCUUUUUGGCGGUCUUAAGUUAGAGAGCUUUAUACUGGUGAUGGGAAAAUGGAAAAUGUGCGACACUUUCGGAAUUCUGGGAAAGUAGUUAAGUUUGUAAAAAGCCUUGUAAAUACAAGAUUAUGCUGUAAAAUGUAACUUUCUGUAAGAUUUCGCUCUACGUUAUUACAAUGUUUCCAUCGCUUUUAUUAUACUGUUUAUCUAAAUCUGUAUUCCGAAUAAAAUAAAGUGUAUUUAUAUUUUUUAUC